Penicillium maclennaniae is the source of this 1122-nucleotide messenger RNA. RefSeq names its product Gfo/Idh/MocA family protein. The coding region runs from base 1 to 1122 and encodes 373 amino acids. The record is from RefSeq and is a predicted model, not a curated record. The transcript has 3 exons. Gene Ontology annotation, biological process: NADPH regeneration. Gene Ontology annotation, molecular function: oxidoreductase activity; nucleotide binding. Gene Ontology annotation, cellular component: cytoplasm. Lineage: Eukaryota; Fungi; Ascomycota; Eurotiomycetes; Eurotiales; Aspergillaceae.
AUGACUCAAACAUUAAAAUUGGGCAUCAUUGGUGCGGGGGAAGUCUUUCAGGUGUGCCACGGUCCAUGCCUGUUACUCCUCGCACAUCUCUUCAAAAUCGAAUCUAUUUGUGACUUGUCCGCGAAAACAGUAGAUCACUGUGCCACCAAGUUCCACAUCCCGCACAAGACCACCAAGCCCCAGGAGGUCAUCGACAACCCCAAUGUCGACGUGGUCUUCAUCCUAACCUCCGAUGAGAGCCAUGCUCCACUAGCUUGUGCCAGUCUGCAAGCCGGAAAGCACGUCUUUAUCGAGAAGCCAGUGACGCUCUCCCUGCCAUCUUUGGAUGCAGUGAUUGAUGCCGAGAAGAACGCUCCCAAUGGUGCUCGCGUCUUCGUUGGGUAUAUGCGUCGCUAUGCACCAAGUUUCUUGGAAGCUUUCAAGAGAGAGAUUGCGACGAUUCCCAAAAUUCUCUACGCUCGCGUCCGCGACUUCAGCGGUCCAAACACGAGCUUCGUUAACCAGAGUGGUACAUUCCAAGCCAAGAACUCCGACUACCCACCUGAAGCCUCGGGGGAACGAGACGCUCGUCUCAAUGCCCUUUUUGCCGAGGCCUUCCCUAAUGAGACUAUCACCGAGGAGAAACAAAAAUAUUGUCGCUUCCUGGGCAGUCUGGGGUCACACGAUAUCUCGCUCAUGCGCGAAGUCCUUGGAUUUCCUCAAGAUGUGGCGGCUGUGUCCGUCAAUGACCCAUUCUAUACCGCCAUGAUGACUUUCCGUAACGCAGAUGGCUCCACUUUCUCGACAACCUACGAGAGCGGUAUUGAUGAGGUUCCAAUGUUCGAUGCGCACAUGGCUGUCUAUGGUGCUAAGAAGAGGGUCAUCAUCAAGUAUGAUAGUCCAUAUGUCAAGGGACUACCGAUCUAUGUGGAGGUUGAUGAGGUGAAUGAGCGAGGCGAGGCUCAGCACCGCCGGGUGCUAUCUUCGUAUGAGGAUGCGUAUACGGCUGAGCUCCAAGAGCUAUAUGAAGCCUUGGUCAAUGGCAAGCCCAUUAAAUCGACGGUUUCUGAUGCCAAGCAGGAUUUGCAGAUCUAUGACAUGAUGUAUAGUCGGUAUGCCCAACAAGUCGGAGGCAACCAAUGA